Messenger RNA from Acaulospora morrowiae, 261 nucleotides. The record is from the annotation of a GenBank genome assembly. Lineage: Eukaryota; Fungi; Glomeromycota; Glomeromycetes; Diversisporales; Acaulosporaceae.
AUGUCCAGGAGGGCAUCCAGAGCAUGCACUAUCUUUACAGCAAUAACUUUGACCGUCACCGGUUCCACAACAACCAUAUUCACAAGGACCAUAUCGGCAAAUCUGGCUACUACCAGAAUUGCAUUGAAAGAUAGAAGAAGGCCACAUUUAAGGCCGCCGAUGGAAUCAUGUUUAUUGCAUUUACAAUCAUUAGUGUUGUUAAAGUCACAGUCUGCAAAGAUGGAGAUCGGAGAAAUUGAGAAGCAUAAGAGAAAAAGAUAA